AUGUCAUACUAUUUGGAAGGAUUUUAUUCAGAGUUAAUCGAUUCAAGUAAGAAAAAGGCCGUUCAAAUGGUCCUCAUAAUAUUUCAUCACAUUGUAUCCUUGGUACUCAUAUUCGGAUCGUAUAUGUCUCGGACCCAUGACGUGGGACUUGUGAUGGCAUUCCUGCACGAUAUGAACGAUAUAUUCUUGGAUUGUCCCAAACUGUGUCAUGCAUUGCGUGAACCUAAGGGCCCAAUUAGACCGCAAUUCAAAUUGAUCUAUAUUUUAUGCAUAGUUUGGAUGGCUAUAUUUUAUUACCAGAUUAUUACUGGCAAAGAGAUUGAGGAUCCGAUGACUGAAUCCGUUGAGAAAAAUCAAUAA
Molecule: messenger RNA, 360 nt
Organism: Oppiella nova
Lineage: Eukaryota; Metazoa; Arthropoda; Arachnida; Sarcoptiformes; Oppiidae
Source: the annotation of a GenBank genome assembly